AGCCAAUAUACAUGGAGUGAGUGGUUGGUGAGAGUAACUCAUCUACGCUUGAAGCUUCCUCGUUUUUUCCAAAUCCAAAUUUCAAAAUUUUUAAUUACUCCCAUCAAAAAAUUCCCAAAAUCGAAUUCUUUAGGUCUUAUUUCCUCGAUUAAUUUGAACUACUAAUUCAAAUUCGGCGAAUUUUUAGGUUCGUAUUAUUCUGUUAAUGGAAACUAAAGUUCAAUUGAAGUUGAAUUUGAAUUUGAAUUUGAAGCUGUAAAUCUGCAACAAUCAAAAUUGUCGUCAACUCAAUUCUUCAUCUUCUCCAAUUUCUCUCUCUUCGAUCGGUUCUUAAUAUUGGUUGCAGUAGUUUGAAUUCAAGGAAUUAGGGUUUUGCUUCAUCUGUAAUUUCCCCCCAAAUGCAUAGGUUUGGUAAAAUCGACGAAAAGACGCGGAGAUAACCCUAAUUUCUACCUCAAUGUUGAGCUCUUCUUCUUAUUGUGUCUCUCAUCGUCCACUAACUUUACCUUCUCUCUCUAGAAUUAGGGUUCCGAAUCGUCCAGCUAGCUUAUCUACGUUUAAUCGCAACUUUCGCGUAGUUGAUUCUCAUUUUAGCUUGUCAAAAUCUAGAUGGAAAAUAUCUUGUUUUAGGCAAGAGGAGUUUUCAUCAGAGGAUUUGAAACCUGAGGUGGUUGAAGAUGUUUUAGCUGAAGAAUUGGUGAAGCCGAAACUCGAAACUGAGAAAGUCCUAAAAAAGGAUUGGAGGUCCGUUCUUAAAGAGGCUGCUGUUGCCGUGUUUAGAGCAUUUGGGGAUCGCUGGACUGUACCAUGGCCAGGGGAGACCAUAUUGCAAGUUAUGCUAUUAUGGAUGACUUCAUUUUGGUUGGUCGGUACCUGGAUGAUGCCAUUGGCAGCAAAUAUUACUGGUUUCAGCAAAGACUCUUUAUCAUAUAGAGGACAAGCGUUCUACAGCCUAGUGACUGAUCUUGCUGAAGGCUUAGCAGGCAUCGCUAUCCUUCGUCAAUGCUUAUCUCGUUUUCGUCCACUUCCUCUGGAAUGGUUUAAAUUUAGCCUGAAAGGAAACUGGCAUCUUGAUGUUGCCUUCGGAUGCCUCAUGUUUCCCCUCGUCAACCGUCUCUCCCAAUUCAAUCUUGAUAUAUUUCCAUCAUUGCCAUCGAUACCUGUAAAUACCUCGAGCGUCGAGCAAUCUAUAAUGGCACGGGAUCCUGUGGCAAUGGGCUUGUACAUUGUGGUUGUGUCUGUGUGUGCCCCGAUAUGGGAGGAGGUAAUCUUCCGGGGUUUCCUUCUUCCCUCCUUGACAAAGUACAUGCCGGUAUGGUGCUCUAUUUUGGUAAGUGCAAUUGUCUUUGCUCUAGCACAUUUCAAUGUACAGAGGAUACUUCCACUUAUUUUUCUCGGGGUUGUCAUGGGUGCUCUUUUCGCUCGGACGAGGAACCUUAUGCCUUCCAUGUUGUUGCAUAGUCUGUGGAAUGCAUUUGUAUUCUUAGAUUUAAUGAAGUAACACCUUUUACAAAGUUCACCCCGAAAUAUAUAAACCAAUAAUUCAUUGGUACUUGCUUCAAUUGAAGCAUUAUUAUCGAAGACGAACAACUUGCUCAACCUUUUGGAGUUCCAUCUUUCAAGCAAGUCAUCUCAUAGCUUAACGUAUCGGAUGCUAAUUAACCUGUAGGAGCUUCAAGCAUUAAUGAAAUUUAUUUCAAUUUGUAAAGUUGAACUUUCCCAUGAUUCAUGGAUUUUCGAGAGGAUUUUGACUAGAAGAUGAGUAGAUUGAAGGCGCGAGUUACCCCAGGGGCAUAAUGUCUCCAUGACCAUUGGUGUAACAGGUUGCAAAGCCUUCAAUAAAUUGCAGAUAUAUGAGACCUUGAAUAAGAUUACUUCUAUUCUAUUUCAUUUUGUA
Molecule: messenger RNA, 1897 nt
Organism: Beta vulgaris subsp. vulgaris (sugar beet)
Lineage: Eukaryota; Viridiplantae; Streptophyta; Magnoliopsida; Caryophyllales; Amaranthaceae
Exons: 4
Coding region: 458-1501 (347 amino acids)
Biological process (GO): CAAX-box protein processing
Cellular component (GO): membrane
Molecular function (GO): metalloendopeptidase activity
Source: RefSeq, a predicted model, not a curated record